GCAGUAUAUAGAGUCUUGGCGCCGGCGCCAGCUGAGCAGCGCUGAGCCGGCGGCAGCGGGAAGGGAUUCUACAACCCAAGGAAGAUGUCAAGACGCAGUAGUCGAUUGCAAGCCAAGCAGCAACUGCUGCCGCCGCCACUCCCCAGUCAGGAAGAGUCUACACAAGCACUGCAGGCACCAGAGCCUCUCCAGACCAAGAAAAGGAAAACAGAGGAUAUCAAAGUAGAAGAUGAAAAGCUCAUUAAAAGACAUCAGUAUGAGAUUAAGAGUUGUUGGCCACCCACAAUAUCAGGAGGCAUCUCCCCCUGCAUAAUUAUUGAAACACCUCACAAGGAAAUGGUAGCUACUGAUUUCUCCAGAUUUAAAAAAUACAGGUUCAGAAACCUCUUCAUAAAUCCAUCACCGUUGCCUGAUCUUAGCUGGGGAAAUUCGAAAGAUGUCUGGCUCAAUAUUCUGAAAAAGGAGAACAAAUAUGCUCACUGCAAACAUUUUACUUCGCUACAUUCUAACUUGCAACCACAAAUGAGAUCAAUACUCCUGGACUGGCUGUUGGAGGUGUGUGAAGUAUAUAUGCUUCACAGGGAAACCUUUUACCUAGCCCAAGACUUUUUUGAUAGAUUCAUGUUGACACAAAAGAAUAUCAAUAAAAAUAUGCUUCAGUUAAUAGGAAUUACCUCAUUAUUCAUUGCCUCCAAACUUGAGGAGAUAUAUGCUCCUAAACUACAAGAAUUUGCCUAUGUCACAGAUGGUGCUUGUAGCGAAGAUGAUAUUAUAAGAAUGGAGCUCAUUGUAUUAAAGGCUUUAAAAUGGGAACUGUGCCCAGUGACAAUCAUCUCCUGGCUCAAUCUGUAUCUCCAAGUGGACGCUUUGAAAGAUAUUCCAAAAGUGCUUCUACCUCAGUAUUCUCAGGAAAAAUUUAUUCAAAUAGCACAGCUUUUAGACCUAUGUAUUUUAGAUGUCAGUUCUCUGGACUUCCAGUAUAGAACACUGGCUGCUGCUGCACUCUGCCACUAUGCCUCAGCCGAGGUAGUUAAAAAAGCCUCAGGUUUAGAUUGGGACAGCAUUUCAGAAUGUGUAGAAUGGAUGGAACCUUUUGUUAGAGUGGCAAGAAAAGCCCCAGUGAAAUUGAAGAGUUUUAAGAAGAUUGCCAUGGAAGACAGACAUAAUAUCCAAACCCAUACAAACUACUUGGACAUGCUGGAUGAAGUGAAUUGUGGAGCAACUCUGACAGCACCAGGACAGUUAUCUCCAGGAUGUAUAGGAGGAAUAAUAACCCCCCCCAAAAGCACAGAGAAAAAGUGAAAUAUGGAAGCAGCAGCCAAGACAAAUGCAGUGAACACUGUGGUAGAAACUCCUAAGCAGGAUGCUGUGCUUCAGUACAAGGCUACCCAAAAGCAAACUAAUCCUUGCACAUUUAAUUCCUCAACACCCUGUGGAGUAACAAAUGAUGUGUCAAGCUGGGUAAGGGAUAGGAGACUUGGACUUCAGUUUUAAGAAUUGUUAUAGAACACCCUUCCUUAUGUUUUAUAGGUAGCUGAAUUAGACCUUUUGCUACCUUCUGUUUUUUAUCUAUGCUACAGUAGGAAUAUUUAAUUUGACCAAUUCUUAAAUUAUGAAUUGUUUCAUUAUGGAUUUCAGGAACUUGUUUUAAAACAGCUUGUUGGAUAGAAUUGCAGUCAUUAACUGGGUAGAGCUAUAACAAUUUGUUGAAUGGCAGAAGAAACAAAUCUGGAUUUUUUUCCCCUCCAUGUAUUACUCGAACAAGAAUCUGUACAAAAAGUCAAACCUAUUAGUUUAUAUAGUUUUUGCCAAUAUCACUUUUUCCUAAAGUUAAAGGCCAUAUUUCAUUGACAUUUUAACCUGAUUGCACUUAGCUUUGCCUACCUACCUAUAUGCUGGUGCAAAUGGGAGAGAGGCAGGGAUUACUAUUUGAAGCUCAGAUGCCUUUUAAAGUCCAGAUAGCAGCUUUAGUUAGUUGGGCUUGAACUGGUCCCUCAGUCUAGACAAGGCUUAAAUAAAGUGGCAGAUUACUUUUAAAAUAGCUCUGUAAAUAGGGUUGCUGAAGUGGUGCUAAUCUGAACUUGGUCUGAGUCCUAAGUUUGAACUCAGGUUAAAAAAAAAAUUUUUUUUUGCUGCUGCAGUUAAUUUAACUGGAAAAGUAGGUGAAGGAAAAAAUUCUGCUUCAUACUAAGACCUAGAUAUGGCCCUUUUAAAUGUAAUGCUCUUAGUUAGAACUAGAGUAGAUUUAGGAAGAGUUGCACCUGAACUGGAAGCAGUUUUAAUAUCCCAUACAGCAUUAACCACUAAUGUAUGCUCCUUUGAAUGUUCACUACCUCUUCUCCUGCCACACUUGCUUCUGCUCUACAUCAGGGCAGGUGUUCCAGCAAGGAGCAUCUUUUUGAACAAGAGGAAUUACAUGCAAAUCAGUAAAGAAGAAUAUUAAUUGUAUAUAACUCAAACUCUUGAUGGCAGUGUGAGCCAUGCUUAUUCAAUGCACACAUCACC
Messenger RNA from Pelodiscus sinensis (Chinese soft-shelled turtle), 2505 nucleotides. It is a transcript of the gene CCNE2, whose product is annotated as cyclin E2. Lineage: Eukaryota; Metazoa; Chordata; Testudines; Trionychidae. The record is from RefSeq and is a predicted model, not a curated record.